Molecule: messenger RNA, 2103 nt
Organism: Punica granatum (pomegranate)
Lineage: Eukaryota; Viridiplantae; Streptophyta; Magnoliopsida; Myrtales; Lythraceae
Source: RefSeq, a predicted model, not a curated record
AAAAGAAACACCAGAUUAACGCGGGAGAUCCCACGUGGCACGAACGGUAUAACGUGCCGCUUGAGAACGCCGCCUCACUCAGCACGUCGCCUCUCUGUCUGCCCCCUCUCCUUCCUUCCUCUCCGUGCUCUCUGCUCUCUGCUCUCUGACACUUCCCCCCACACAAGCAAAGCACAGAGCAGCCAGAGAUACCGAACCCUCAUACGCACAACAUACACAUACACAUACAGAGAGAGAGAGUUUUGUCUGAAACCGAUUGUCUGUCUCAACCAAAGGUUCCGCCUUGGUGUUUCACCUGUUUCCUUUCCGAUUCUGUUAUUCUCUCCCUUCUCCGCAGGGAAAAGCUUCGAACUUUUCUGCUAGUUCUUUUCCCCCCAAUUUUGGAGGUUCUUUGGUAGACGUACGACCUGCAUAAACAGAAAGCGAAAACCCACCAGACAAGAGAGACAGACAGACAGAGAGGAGAAGGAGGUGAAGGAAGGAGCUAGAAGGUAAUGGCGGGUCCGUCGCAGGAGACGCAGAUAUCCAUAGCGGCAUCGUCGAGCUUCCCGGGGUUUAGGUUCUCCCCCACCGACGAGGAGCUCAUCUCGUACUACCUCAGGAAGAAGAUGGAGGGCUGCGAGAAGAGCGUCGAGGUCAUUUCCGAGAUCGAGAUUUGCCGUCACGAGCCCUGGGACUUGCCUGGUAAGUCGGUCAUUCAAUCCCCCAACGAGUGGUUCUUCUUCUCGGCUCGUGGGAGGAAGUACCCGAAUGGUUCCCAGAGUAGGAGAGCCACGGAGCUCGGGUACUGGAAGGCCACCGGGAAAGAACGCAACGUAAAAUCCGGCAACAACGUGAUCGGCACGAAGAGGACCCUCGUAUUCCACCUGGGCCGUGCACCCAAAGGAGAAAGGACGGAGUGGAUCAUGCAUGAGUAUUGCACGCAUGGGAAGUCUCAGGACGCCCCGGUCGUAUGCCGUCUGAGGAGGAAUACCGAAUUCCGCCUUAAUGAUGCCUCGAAUAGAGGAUCUGCUACUCAGAGGCAAGCGACCGAUAUGGGGAACCCCGAUCAUCUUGGGUCGGAAGGUGUGACUGAUCAAAUGGGUAUCUCUGAAGGUGACAAGACACUCACUGGACCCCAGGCAAGGUGGACUUCGAGCAGUUACGACUCGCAUUCGGUUGAGCAGCUAGACUCUACUUCUGAGUCGAGAGAGAAAUUAUUGAACGAGGGUGCACAAGCUGCGUCCUCGAGCCAUAAGAAGGAUUCUGAUGAAGACGAGGACUUUUACGCUGACAUCCUCAAGGACGACAUCAUCGAACUGGAUGAAUCUGCAGUGUCAGCAACCCCGAAUGUCCUGAUGAUGGAGAAGAGCAGGCUCGAGGGUGAGAGGGCAUCCCAGCAGUCCCUGCUGGCACUCACGCCCACAGAUCCAAUCCCGUGCGGAGUAAACAGAAGGGUCAAGUUCAAUGAGCCGGGUCUGGAAACACAACUACCUGGAAGCGCCAGCAUAGCCGGAGCAAUGGACUCACUGUGGAUUGAUGGCAACGACAAGGACUACAACGCAGGGAAGGACAAGGGCUCAAGCCAGUCGUCGUUGUGGUACCCGUCGUGUCUGGUCACUACUAUCUUUGCAGGGAAGACGGUCCGGCAGCGAGUUUGGGCAAUGAUGGCGGUCGUGGCUUUGGUGCUGCUGGCUGUGUUUCUGAUGGGGAGAUCAGGAAAAUCAGGAUGAGUGCACUCCCUCCAAGUACAUCAACUUUUGGCGCUGCUUGUGUGCGUUUUUUUUUUUUAACCUGGGAUGUCAAGCUUCGUCCGACUAAUCUAGGUUCUGUGAACCACUGGUGGCAUAUGGAACUGGUAAUCACGUCAAAUGCGCUUCAGUGGUUUCAAAGGGUUUUGAAUUCGGGAUCGGAUGGAUACAUGAGCUCCUUUUUAAUCAUUAGGGGUCAAAACCCUUAAAGUUGCUUGUGUGCUUUUUAUGUGAUAUAGAUUGUGAAAGGUUAUAAUGUAAUUCAUAUUAGGAUUAGGAUAGAUUGUGAAGGGUAUAUGGUGUGAAACUCUACCAAGAGAGUAUGGGAAAUGAGCCUUUUUUUUUCAGUAUAUUAUUAUGAUUUAUGAGAUCA